Pipra filicauda (Wire-tailed manakin) is the source of this 5055-nucleotide messenger RNA. It is a transcript of the gene ZNF335, whose product is annotated as zinc finger protein 335. The coding region runs from base 152 to 4399 and encodes 1415 amino acids. Gene Ontology annotation, biological process: brain development; positive regulation of neurogenesis; regulation of gene expression. Gene Ontology annotation, cellular component: nucleus. NCBI's taxonomy places the organism in Eukaryota, Metazoa, Chordata, Aves, Passeriformes, Pipridae. The record is from RefSeq and is a predicted model, not a curated record. The transcript has 26 exons. Gene Ontology annotation, molecular function: RNA polymerase II cis-regulatory region sequence-specific DNA binding.
ACCCCCCGGGAUGGGCCGGCGGCCGCUCCGGGGCCCCGCGCCCGCCCAUCCGGGACCCCCGCGGGGGCUGGAGCCGGCGGAGAGCGGGCGGCGGCCCUGACGGCGGCGGUCCUCCCGCAGGUCGAGCGUAGGGGGCCCCUGCAGGGCGGGCAUGGAGGAGAAUGCGGUGGAGAGCAGCAGCGACGCGGCCCCGCAGGAGGCGCAGGAGGAGCCCACCGAGAGCGGGCUGGGCGUCGGGAGCUCGGACGCCGUGUCGGCGGACAGCACCGACGCCGCCGCGGGGCCCGGGUGCCUCUCCCGCGCCGAUGACUCCGCCGUGGGACAGAGCUCUGACAGCAGCGGGGUCUCCUUGGAAGAGGUCUCGGAGAGUAGCUCCAGCACAGAUGUCGUUCCCCGGGUUUACCUGCCAGACUCAUCCUCCAUCGCCCAAUCCACCUUGGUCUCCAGUGUCUCCACUGUGAGCCAGUCCAUCAUGGUGUCAGAGUCCCCACAAGUCCUGGUCCACUCCAGUGUGGUCACUGAUGGAGCCACAGUCGUGUCAGACUCCACUGCAUCCACUUCCUCAGACCUGGGCUCUGCCAUUGACAAAAUCAUUGAGUCCACGAUCGGGCCGGACAUCAUCCAGAGCUGCAUCGCCGUGACCAGUGCGGAGGAUGGAGGGGCAGAGACCACCCAGUACCUCAUUCUGCAAGGCCCUGAUGAUGGUGCUCCCAUGGUGUCCCAGGUGGCUACAUCUGCUCUGGCCAAUAGUUUGGUGAUAGAAGCUGUUGCUGAUGGACCUACCUCCACGUGCCUUGAGCAGCCCGGCCCUUCAGGCCCAUCCAAAAGGUUGGAAGUGGUGGAGGUGCCCAUAAAGCCAGAGCAGGAUCAAGAGACGGACGGUGGGGAGGAGCUGAACCAGCCAGACAUGGAGACCCUGGAGGAGAUGAUGGAGGUGGUGGUGGUGCAGCAGUUCAAGUGCAAGAUGUGUCAGUACAAGAGCGUCUCCAAGAAAACGCUGAUUAACCACAUGAAAGAACGUCACUUCCAGCCAGUGGGUUCAGCUCUGGCUUUGAAAAAAGGGCGACCACGAAAAGGGGGAGUUGCUCCAAAGACGGAGGAGGAGGAGGCCCCAGAAGAAGAAGAUGAUGAUAUCAUGGAUGCUGGUGCUAUUGAUGACCCUGAAGAGGACAGUGACUACAACCCAGCUGAGGAUGAGCCGCGGGGGCGACAGCCCAAGUAUGGCCGCACUGUCCCCACGUCCAGCGAGGAGAGGCCGCGCCGACGCCCGGGGAGACCCCGCAAGCUCCCUCGCCUGGAGAACAUACCUCAGGAUGUGCCAGAAGGAGGGGAGGUGGAGCCCCUGGUGACGUCCCAAGGCACACCGAGCCGUGAGCUGCAGAAGUCGGAGGCAUCCAGUUCCUCUGGCCUGGAGAAUGGGACCGGUGAGAGCCCGGCGGAGCCAAGCAUCAGCCAGUCCGACUCUGAGAACAAGGACCCUUCCUCCAACGCGGGUGCUGAGGAAGCAGACGCUGUCCCUCGGCGGCGCGGGCGGCCCUCCCGCCGCUUCCUGGGCAAGAAAUACCGCAAGUACAUGGGGCGCAGGUACUACUACAAGUCCCCCAAGCCCCUGAUGCGGCCGUACCUGUGCCGGAUCUGCGGCUCACGGUUCCUCACACACGACGAUCUGCGCUUCCACGUCAACUCGCACGAGGCCAACGACCCACAGCUCUUCAAGUGUCUGCAGUGCAGCUACCGCUCCCGGCGCUGGUCCUCCCUCAAGGAGCACAUGUUCAACCAUGUGGGCAGCAAGCCCUACAAGUGUGAGGAGUGCAAUUACACCAGCGUGUACAAGAAGGAUGUCAUCCGGCACUCCACGGUGCACAACCGGGACAGGAAGAAGAGAGCUGAUCCGCCACCAAAGCUGAACUCCUUCCCGUGCCCCGUCUGCAACCGUGUCUACCCCAUGCAGAAGAGGCUUACGCAGCACAUGAAGACACACAGCACAGAGAAGCCUCACAUGUGUGACAAGUGUGGGAAGUCCUUUAAGAAGCGCUACACCUUCAAGAUGCACCUGCUGACACACAUCCAGGCCAUCGCCAACCGCAGGUUCAAGUGUGAGUUCUGUGACUAUGUCUGCGAGGACAAGAAGGUCCUUCUGAACCACCAGCUGUCACACAUGAAUGACAAGCCCUACAAGUGCAGCAUCUGCAAGUAUUCCACCUUCCGGGAGGACUUCCUGGUCUCACACAUGGCGGUCAAGCACACAGGAGGGAAGCCAUUCGCUUGCGAGUUCUGUCACUUCACCACCAAGCACAAGAAGAACCUGCGCCUGCACGUGCAGUGCCGCCACGCCGACUCCUUCGAGGAGUGGGCACAGCGGCACCCCGAGGAGCCGCCCUGCCGCCGCCGCCCCUUCUUCACCCUGCAACAGAUCGAGGAGCUCAAGCAGCAGCACAGCCAGGUGCAGGCACCAGCUGAGCCGGAGGCCAGCCCACAGGCACCUCUUGGCCCCCUCACCUGCCACACGGUCCAGGCUGUCACAGGAGCAGAACCCCCUGUCCUCUCACAGAGUUCCCUGGAAGGGGCCACCAUCAUCUACGAACAAGAUGUGGCUGGAUCAGCAGAGCUGGCCACACAGGCAGCCCUGGAUCUGCUGCUGAACAUGAGCGCCCAGCGAGAGCUGGCCACAGGCUCACUGCAGGUGGCAGUGGUGAAGCCAGAUGACCCAGGAGAGACACCAGGCCCCUGUGAGCCACAGGCACAGGAGGAGGAGGUGAAGGUGGACUCAGAGGAGCAGCAGCAGCAGAAAUUGGUGAUGCUGCACAUGGCAGAGCCUGGGCAGGCACUGGUGCAGGAGGCUUACAGGGAGGCAAGCCUAGGUGGCUCGGAGCUGCAGCAGAUCACCAUCCCCUUUGGUGGGACAGCAGAGUACAGCAUCAUUGCACCCAUCAGUGAGGAGAUCCAGACCCCUGGCACGCUGUACAGUGAGGAGGAGAGCCCUGUGGAGACCUCCCACGCAGUCGUGGUGAGCGGGGCUGUGAUGACGGAGGAGGCUCUGAAGGACCAUAACAAUCAUUACAUCAUGUCAUCCAGUGUCCCAGGGAGCCAGUUCCAGACUGUGGAGCCCCUCAGCGGGGAUGCUGCAGUUCCCUCGCCUGUGGAGGGCCAGGAGGCUCAGCCCGCCGACGUCAAGUGGCCCCUGGUGCAGUGUGUCACCAGGCAGCUCCAGAAGGACUCGUCUUUAUCCCCAGCCUCCGAGGGGCAGGAAGUCUCAUCCCCAAAGGUCAAGUGGCCUGUACUCCAAGGCAUGGCCAAGAAGCUCUCGUGCAAAGUUUCCACAGCCAAGAAGCUCUCAUGCAAGAUUUCCACAGCCAAAAAGUUUUCAUGCAAGAUUUGCACAGCCAUGUUCACAGGGAGAGCAGAGAUGGAGAGUCACAAGAGAGCCCAUAUUGGGCCCAGCACCUUCAAGUGUCCCGACUGUAACUUCACUGCCACGCUCUGGCCAGAGGUCCAGAGCCACAUGGUCCAGCACGCCAGUCUCCGGCCACACAAGUGCCCCCACUGCAGCUUUGCCUCCAAGAACAAGAAGGACCUGCGCAGGCACAUGCUGACCCACACCAACGAGAAGCCCUUCGCGUGCCACGUCUGUGGGCAGAGGUUCAACCGUAAUGGGCACCUCAAGUUCCACACGCAGCGUUUGCACAGCUCUGAGGGGAAGAGGCCAGGGCCUGCUGCUGCCCAGCAGACCAUCAUCCUGAACAGUGAUGAGGACACCCUGGCCACCCUGCACACAGCUCUGCAGGCCGGCCAGGCCGUGCUGGCUCCUGAGAGGCUGCAGCAGGCCCUGGGGCAGGAGCACAUCCUUGUCACACAGGAGCAGAGCGUCACCAGCCAGGUGAGUCGGACCCCUCGGCCUCAACCUCCCUCUCAGGGGACUGCAGCCAGGCCCAGCCCCCCUGACCACAUGGGGCACUUACUGACCUUGCAGGAGGAGGCAGCCUACAUCCAGGAGAUCACGACUGCAGACGGGCAGACAGUACAGCACUUAGUGACCGCUGACAACCAGGUUCAAUACAUUAUUGCCCAGGAAGGCGUCCCACACUUGCUUCCCCAGGAGUAUGUUGUUGUCCCAGAGGGACAUCACAUCCAGGUACAGGAUGGUCAGAUCACCCACAUCCAGUAUGAGCAGGGCAGCCAGUUCCUCCCGGAGUCGCAGAUCCAGUACAUGCCCGUGUCACCUGAGCAGCAGCUCGUCACCCAGGCACAGCUGGAAGCAGCGGCACACUCGGCUGUCUCAGCAGUGGCAGAUGCAGCGAUGGCCCAGGCCCAGGGCGUCUUCAGCGCUGAGGCGGCGGCCGAGCAGAUCCAUCAACUGCAGCCGGGCAUCCACUACGACGUGAUCACGCUGGCAGAGUAGCACCGGGCAGGACUGAGCACCAGGCAGGGCUGAGCACCGCGCUGGGCAGGCGGCCACGCCGGCAGCAGCCCCAGCCAGCAGUUGCCUUAUUGCGUCAGGGACGCGCCCGAGCCGGAGCGGCACAGACAUGGACACGCUGCCGCUCGGCCCCGUGCCAGUGGGGUCCUGUGCAUCCCCCCAGAGACUGCUCAGCAGCUGCAGGGGCAGCCCGUGUGUGGACGGUCUCUUUGCCUGUUGCACUUGAUGGUCUGAAACCCCUUCUCCUGAAUUGUCUGUGUGUGCAGCCACAGAUCGGUGUCUGCCCGGCACACGAGGGUCCUGGGGGAGCCGUGGGGCCAAGCACAGCUGUGUGGUGUGAUGUGAGAGGCGAGGUGUGUGCAGCCACAGCACCGUGCUCCCCACAGCCAUGGGGCCUGUGGUCCCACUGUGCCAGCAGCUGACCCUCCCGUGGCAUCUCCAGCCUGCAGGCAGGCAGCAACAGGGCUCUGGACUGGAGAAACCUAAGGAGGAGGAGGAGGCAGAGGUGGAAGAUGCUCUAUUUUUCUUCUGAAGAGGGGAUGGACUCUGGUGUUGGUCAUCGGUGGUUGUGGGAGGGGUUCAGCUGUGACAUUCUCAAGCUUUGACUACGCUUAUGAAUAAAAAGGGAUGGAGACCUG